This is a messenger RNA of Anopheles merus, 14547 nucleotides long. RefSeq names its product zinc finger protein 2 (gene zfh2). NCBI's taxonomy places the organism in Eukaryota, Metazoa, Arthropoda, Insecta, Diptera, Culicidae. The record is from RefSeq and is a predicted model, not a curated record. Gene Ontology annotation, cellular component: nucleus. The coding region runs from base 4488 to 13298 and encodes 2936 amino acids. Gene Ontology annotation, molecular function: DNA-binding transcription factor activity, RNA polymerase II-specific; RNA polymerase II cis-regulatory region sequence-specific DNA binding; zinc ion binding. Gene Ontology annotation, biological process: regulation of transcription by RNA polymerase II. The transcript is spliced from 7 exons.
UCGGAGCUCGCAAGCAGCGCUGUUGUGUGAAGCCGAGUGUGCACGGCGAGACGAGCGAACACACAGGCACAGCAGCGCGUCGCAACUUCAGCAACUUCGUUCGUUCGUUCAGCGUUAGUUUCCCUUUUUAUUCCCGAUUCUUUCCUUUCCGGCCAGCUCUCGCCUUUUGCCUUGCGGCCAACCGUGUUCGCCACCGUAAAAAAUGGCCAUCCCGAGCUGAGCAUCCGCGCGGCGGUGUUCCACACCCUUGGUCGGUCCAGCAAUCCAAGGUGCUUUCCCGGUCCACCACCUCCCCCUCCCCCCCCACCCGAUCCUGCUCCAGGGAGGCAGAUCCGCGCGGAGAAGGGCAAUCCCGGGAAUGGCCGCUGCUACGGGGUUUGUUGGAUUUCAUCUUGCAACCUAUUUUUUGUCUGCUUGUGCUCGUAUACGUGUAUGUGUCGGUGGUUGGUGGGCCGUAAAAGGGCCCGAGUUCCACUUUUUUCUCGCAGCAGCAGCAGCAGCACCGCCACCACCACCACCACCCGCAGGUCAAAGGGAAGAUUCGUCGCACCGUUUGGUAAGCGUAAAGUGAUUGUAUAUGUGUGCGCGUGUGUAGGUGCGUAUGUGUGCACCGUAAACGAAGUGAAAAUGGGCUUGAGGGGGGGGGGUGUGGGAGAGGGAGAGGGGAGGAAGGGGUGUGUGUGUGUGGGUGGGUGGGCAUAACGCAAGGGCGGAGAAUGUGGGACGGGGUGUGGUAGUGAUUUUCAUUUUCGUAUGAUUUGUGCCCAUUUCUGCGUCUGUGUAUGUGGGUGUGUGUGUGUGUGUGUGUGUGUGUGUGCGUGUGUGCAGAGGAAGGCAGAAUAGCAAUCAUUUUAACUUUAAUUAAAUGUGCGUUUAUUUAAAACAAAAAGUGUUCACAAUUGAAGAUGGCACGAAGUGCAAUCGGCAGAAAAGAAGCAAAUAAAGAGCCACCCACCCUCCUCCAUCACGCGGUGGGUGAAAAGGGUGUGCGUGUGUCCGUGCGCGCAUGUGAACCUGUUCGUGUGUGCGCGUGUGUGUGUGUGUGUCUAUGUAUGUGCGUCGGUGUGUGACAACUUAAAUGCCAACAAAAAGUGACGAUUAUUAAAUCGCAUCGCUGUUGGCCUCCGUGUAUAUGUGCGUGUGUGUCGAUAGAGCGAAAAAAAGAGCUUCCUCCUGUUGGGCAGGGGAUGAAAUAAUUGGGAGAUAACUCUCCACCUCCCUUUCGCUGCACACACAACCUGCCACCUCCUCGAUCAAUUCAAUCGCAGCAAUCAAAUUAAAAAAAAAGAAAAAGAGAAAAACUACGCGUCGUAUGUCACGCAGUGCACGGGCGAGGCGGUGGGUGGCGUUUCUCUAAAACCCCACCCACCUGCACCCUCGCGCAUACGGCCGAAGGCGCCCGAACCCAUCAGCAAAGCGGGCCCAGCAGGGAGAGAAAAUGGCGGUUGGCGGUGCUUCUUUUUGCAAUUUUCUUUUUUUGCAAAUGUAUGCAAAAAACCAGGGGGGGUGGGGAAUGUCACCAAACGAAAAAAAAGAAACGCCUUUUCAAAACGGGGGAAAGUGCAACAUUAACAUAACACGCAUUUCUAUCAUCCUUAUCACGCGUCACGAGCGUACACACAGACACGCGUGAUACAUAUUUGCCCUUCCCGGGUUACCACCCGCCAUUGUUGCCGAUUCCGAUUGUUCUUGCGCUUUUCUUCGCUUGCGAUAACAAGGGGAAAAGCAAAAUUAAAAAAAAAAAACUCCUUCAUAUGCGCGACACAGACACACACUCAUCGGGAAGCGAGAAGCAUCAAAUUUUAUGCUCUGGUUCGUCAUCGUCACCACCACACACAAGCGCCAGUGCACAGAGCAUACACACACACGCACACGGCAGCAAGAAGGAGAGACGAAAAAAAUGUUAAAUAGGGGCGACUCUUUAAGGUGUGUUUAUACAGCGCAAGCCUCGACCAUGUUUCCUUCUUUGCUGCUGGUUCUUCGUUUUAAGUUUUUUUCCCCCUUGUGUGUUUUUUUUUUUAAUGGGUAAUAUGAGCUGUAUGUUGUGAUGACAACAUAGACACACACACACACACACACACAUACGGGUACGGGGUGGUGGGUUGCGUAGGAAAGUGGCCGUUUUUAUGCUAUCCAGUGGGGGAGGAUGGACUGGUGGCACACAGGCCGAGGGUGCGCGCGGGUGUACGCACACGAAUGAGGGCGACGAAAAGGGGGAAAUUAACAUAAUCACCCAAAGAUAAAAUGGGGGAAGAAGAAUUGGGGAGAUGACUAUGGCAGCGGCCAUUAAAUUUGUUGCACGAAAGGAAUUAAACUAUUUCGCUUUUUUUUUUAUUUAUGCUUUUUGUGUCCUUGUUUUUUUUUUUUGGUUUUUUUUCCUCAACGAUCCAACGUGAAGUGUUCGUUGAGUUUGUGUUUUGUGACGAAUUUACCGAGCAAAUGCCAGUCGGGAGGGGAAGUUAAUGAUGUUGGGGUGCAAAUUAGUGUUGGGACCUACCCGUUUCCGUGUUCGGAAUCAAUUCCGUAGCCAAUUCCGACUCUGGAAACGAUUCCAAUUCUGAAGCUAAUCCCGGAGUCAACUCCGAUUCCGGAAUCAGAAUCGACUCCGGGAAUCGCAAUUUGCUCCGGAAUCGUAAUCGGAAUUGACUCCGGAAUCAAAAUCAUUUGUGGAAUUGAAAUCUGAUGUUUCAGAAAUGAAAUCAGUCUCGGAAUCUCCUUGAGAAUGGAUCGUUUAACAAAUAAGUUUGGAUUUUGGAUAGGACCCAAACACCGAUUCUCAUGCAGAUACCGAAACCGACUCCGAUUACGGAACCAAUUCCAAUUCCGGAGCUAAUUCCCGAACCAAUUCCAGAAGCUGAUUCCGGACCUACUAUCCGGAAUCGUUUCCUGAACACUUCUGAGCGAGCUGGAAUUAAUUCCGACGAAAACUUAAUUUUUCCCAUCACUAGUGCAAAUGCAAUUAUUGUUUUUUCCCCACUUCCAUUUCCAUUUCCUGUCCCUUUUCCAUUUCCUCUACAUUGUUUUUCCACUCCCGUUUUCCCCUCUCCCCCUGUCCCGUCCGUUCAUAAUGUUCCAUACCAUCCGUCCGUGCCUGCCAUUAAUCGAAUUACAUAAUUGUGACUCUAAUGAACUCGCUUCUUCGCUCGCCAUAUAUCAAAUCUUACUUACAGCUUUACCUCCAACUAUAUAUAAAUAUAUACAUACACAUAUACAAUCUUUUACCACUUUCCAGCAGUGCGAAAAAUGCACCAAAACAUACGAAAGUAUGCUAAGCAAGCAAACAAAACGAAUGGAUUCUCUUGCAAACAAGCGUUGAUUGCGAUCUGUGUGCGAUUUAAAUAAAAUGUGUACCGUGAAGGCGGCUACACAAUGAAUACCGGAAAAAACACGCAAAACGUACCUUUGGUGUUAUUUUUUUUUACUAUAUAUUUAUAUUCUACAUUGUCUAAAUUGUUUAAAGUGUUGUAAUGUAUUUUGCACCUGUUAUUUAUAUUUACACACACCUUUUCCCCCCCUCAAAAUAUUCCCAGCCGUUAAAUGCAUUUUCCUUUCAAGCGUUGUGAUUAUAUUUAACUGUCUAUUUAAAUUUCAAGUUUUUCAACUGUAUUUUAUGAAAAAAUCAUACUUGUUUCAUCGACCUGUGUGCCCAAUGUAUCAACUUUGCACUGCGUCGUUACAUGUCUUGCUUCUGACACACAUUGAUAAUUUACCAACAUUUUCCCUAGCGAUUCUAUUGUGCCACCAGCUGCCACGUUCAAAUAAAUGCUCUCCAUGAUGAUAAUAUCACCACACAAACGAGUGCAUAUAAAUACGCGUGUGCGCAAAAUACAUCUCUCAAUACUUAAACAAAGCCAUGAUUUCAUCAAGCAAAAAGCAUCGCGAAUGGAUUCUCUUGAACAAACACGUUGGUCAAAAACUGCGAACAAGUGUCAAACCAUGCUAACCCGAAACAUUACUCCCGCACGGCUGGUGUGUGUGUGUGUGUGUGCGCGCAUUUUUCCCAUCCUGCCACGCACAUGCCGCCCGGUCUCGUUUUUUCUCUCUUCUUUCUUUGUUUCUUUUCUCUUUCUUCCCCAAAACCGCAGGAUAAUCCUAUUUAAUGAAACGAACAACUUAGUUAUAAUGAAAUUACGCGAAAAAUUACAUUUUAAGAUUUAAACUUUAGAAAAAGUUUUACAAAAUUAUAAACCUCGCAUUAUUUAUAACUUACAUUUAACUAUAAUUAUAUCUUAAUCAUAUAUAUAUAUAUUGAGCUAAAUAUAUAUGUAUACAUAUACUAUUAAUUAACAAUUACCGGAUCGCGCAAAGAACCCGGUAGAACUUAUACACAAAGGAAGUGGAGGAAGAAGAAAGGAAAAAGGCUCCAUCUUUUACAAUACAACCACGCAACAAACCGCAAACAAACAAAACAGAACGAACGAACGCAAGACACAAAACACCACAAAAAUAAACACACACACACACAUACGCCACAAAAUUACACAAAGAUGACUACUCGCAAACAGACAAAAUUCUCCACCAAAAUUCAGUUCUACCUGAAGCACAGAGAGUCGCGGAUACUGAAGCUAUGCAACGACACGAUCGGGCCGGUGCCAAACGAUUCCCUCAGCAAAGCGAUCUUCAGACUGUUGUCCAAACCGGUAGACAAUAAAGGCAUUAUACAACUUUUUGUCGACAAGGGCCAGCCAACUGCUCAAUCGACUGUCACGAGCAGCAGCAGCAGCAGCAGCAACAGCAGCAGCAGCAACAACAGCAACAACACUGUGAAGACCGUUCUGCCAGAGUAUCAGAAGGAGGUGGAGCGCUUCCACGGGCGCAUCAUCUGCAACGACAACACCUGCAUCAUCGACCCGGUCGCCUCUCCCAAGAACGACAGCAAUUCGGGCAAUCCUCGCACCCACUCGUUCCGAAUUGUCUCGUUCAGCAAGGAGAGCGGCGUCACCGCCGGCGGCGACACGUUCGCGCCCGCCGCCGACGAGGACGACGCGCCGGCAGUGGUCGGUGGUGCCGGUGCGGCGCAGGAGCAGGAGCAGGCACAGAACCUCAUCACCCGGUCGCCGCCGGCCGCACGGUCCCCGUCGGCCGGCCCGGCUGCUGCCGCCAGCGUGGUACCGCUGGCGGGCUCGACCAGCAGCCACAAGGCGAUCCUGAUGUGCUUCAGCUGCAAGCUCAGCUUCGGCACCUGCCGGUCCUUUAUAGCGCAUGCCAAAAUCGAGCACAGUCUCACACUGAACGACUACGAGCGGAUGCUGCUGGAGAAGAACUACAGCAGUGCCAUCAUACAGACGAACGCGGAGAAGCAGUUCUUUUUCCUGGUUCCUUUCGAAGAGAAAUCUUCAGCCAACAGUAACAGUAGGAAGCACGUGGAGGGCGACGAGAGAUACAAGACCAAUAGUAGUAGUAAUAAUGGUAGCAACAACAGCAGCAGCAACAGCAGCAGCAGUAGCAGCAGCAACAGCAGCAGUAGUAGCGGCGGUGGCAACAACAACAACAACAACAACAACAGCAUCAGCAACAGUGCAGCCAGCGCACUCAUCGGACCCGGAAGCGGCACGGCCGUCGGUGGCGGCCCCAUCCUGGGUGGCAACAUCAAUGGCAAUCACAGUAGCAGCACUAACAACAACGGCAGCAAUGGCAACAGCAACAAUCUCAUGAACAGUACCGCCAACAACGGCAUCCUGGGGCUACUCUCGCAUCAACAGCAGCUCCAAGCACACCAACAACAACAGCAACAGCAGCAGCAGCAGCAACAACAACACCAGCAGCAGCAACUCCAGCUACAGCAGCACCACCUGCAGCAGUCUGCGAUGGGUCUGCCGGCGGAUGUGUUCGCGUCCGGCGGCCUCGGGUUCGACGCCGGCGGCAGCUUCCCGAAGCUUGUCGCCAACAAUGCGCUGCUGUACGAGAUGGACAGCAAGCUGCAGCAGAGCUGGAAGCUGGCGGCGGAAAAGUACAGCAACGCGAUGAACGAGAGCGCAGCGAUUGCGGCGGCUGCGGCGGCUGCUGCCGCUGCCGCGGCCGCUGCUGCCGGCAGCGAAGGCGAGAAGAAGGGCGGCGUGGCCAGUGCGGCUGCGGCCGCCGUCAGUGGGAAGCUGCUGACCGACUUCCUGAACCAGCAGAAGAUGCUCUCGUCCGUGGGGGAAAAUCUCUACGGCAAGCAAAACAAGUUCCUCGAGCUGAUCAGCUCGGCGGCUGACAUGAAGCUGAAUCCGCUGGCGGCGGCUGCGGUGGCGGCUGCAGCCUCCAACAAGGGCGCACCCGGACCGGUGGAGCUCGGGGCAGGAGGCGGCGUCGGUGGUGUUGGAGGUGGUGCCGGUGGUGGUGGUGCUGGUGGUGCUGGUGGUGACUUCCAUCUGAAGAAGUACAGCCCGGUCGAUCUGUACAAGCAGCUGAUCGCGAACAACUUCCGCCCGGAGGCGAUGGACGUCGGGGAGGAGCUGAAGAGCGAACAUCAGAUCAGCGUGAAGAAGCUGGAACCGGAACCGUCGACGGCGUUCCGGAACAGCAACUUCAGCCCGAACAUCUCGACGCGCAACUCGUGCAAGACGCUCAAGUGUCCGCAGUGCAACUGGCACUACAAGUACCAGGAAACGCUCGAGAUACACAUGCGCGAGAAGCACCCGGACGGCGAGACGGCCUGCAGCUACUGUCUGGCCGGGCAGGCCCAUCCGCGGCUGGCGCGCGGUGAAUCGUACACUUGCGGGUACAAACCGUACCGCUGUGACAUCUGCAACUACUCCACCACGACCAAGGGCAACCUGUCGAUCCACAUGCAGAGCGACAAGCAUCUGAACAACAUGCAGGACCUGAACGGCAUGAUGAACAAGAGCAACCAGAGCUUCCUGAACCUCGCGACGCUGCAGGCGAACGAGAAGGUGGUGAACAGCUCGCGCAACCAGUAUAUGGCGGCGGCUGCAGUAGCGGCGGCCAGUUCACCGCUCUCUUCACUGUCGGGCAAGCUCGGCGGAGGUGGCGGUGGUGGUGGUGGUGGUGGUGGCGUUGGCGGUGUUGGUGGCGGCGGUGGAGGUGUUGGUGGCGGCCCAGGCAGUGCCCAAUCGAAGGAGAGCGGCCCGGUCGGGUACGAGACGGGCGGGCGACCAAAGUCCUUCUUCAAGUGUGACAUCUGCAACUACGACACGAACAUCGCACGCAAUCUGCGCAUCCACAUGACGAGCGAAAAACAUAUCAGCAAUCUGAACUCGUUCCAGUCCAGCUUCAACCAGCUGAAGAGCCUGCAGAGCCUGCAGCAGCAGCACCAGCAGGCCCAGCAGCAGCAGCAGUCAGACAGUCUCGACUACCUGAGCGCGAUCAAUCUGAACACGCUAAAGGAGGACUCGCCGAUGGCGCGCGUGGACGAGUAUACGGCGGCGGCGGCUGCAGCGGCCGCAGUGGCGGCUGCCACCUCCGCUGGCAAUACUGGCAACAGCAACAGCAGCAACAACAACAACAACAAUGGCGGUGGUAGCAGUGGUACCAGCUCGGGCAGCCUGAAGCCUCUGUCGAUGCCGUCGUCUCCGUUCGGCGCACCGCACGAGACGGCGACGCCCGAUUCGCUCUUCCUGAACCAACCCUCGCCGUUCAGUGGAGCAAGCGAGCCGGGCACAGACCGGGACUACCACCAGCACCACCAUCAUCACCACCAGCACCAGCUGGACGAGGACAAGAACCCGCUGCACUUCGAUCCGCCGGUCCGGCUGUCGCUCGACCCCGCCACCUACUACAGCUGUCUGGUGUGUGCCGACUUCGAGACGAACAGCCUGGAGGAGCUGAAAAAGCACGUGCUGAAGGACCGGAGCAGCAGUGCGAUGGACACGAUCCUAAUCGCUGGCCAGGAGUGUCUGCUGUGCGGGCAGAAGGCCCACGACCGGGUGGAGAUGGAGCGGCACCUGAAGGCGGACCACCAUCUGCGCCGGCUCGAGCUGAUGAUCCAUCUGCUGGAGGGGCGGGACAAGGCGGCCACCAAGCUGCGCCAGUUCGUUGGCCAGGAGCUGUACAAGAAGCUGCAGCUGAUCUUCCCAUUGGCGGAGGAACCGAAAUUUGCGUACGAUGAGAUGCCAAGCGUCAGCGAAAUUUCGCGCUCUCCGCUAAUGCUGCUGCUCGAGCCAAAAACCGAGCUGAUCGAGCGGGACUACGGGACCGGCGCGAACGGUAUCGAUGAAUCAUCUUCACCGUCGUGCCCGGACAACGUACAGCUCAAGUGUAACUGCUGCAACUUCUACACCACCUCGCUGGAGAAGAUCGGCAUCCACAGCCUGUCGGAGAAGCACAUCUUCCGGCGGAUCUGUUUCGACUAUCUGCUGCUCAUCUCUAGCGAAAAGUCCAGCCUGGCGACGACCGUAAAGAGUGAAGAUGGAACAAAGCAGCAGUCCUCGCCGAAAGCUAGCCAGCUGAUGCUGACCUGCGUGCCGUGCUGCUUCAAGACCGACCACAUCUACUACAUGAUACACCAUCUGAAGAAGAGCUGCAAGGUGGAGCAGAACAUCAACCUGCUCGGGUUGCGAAACAUCUUCAAGCUGACGGCCAAAGGCUUGGACGCCCAAGAUGCAAUGGAUACGGGCGACAACGGGCUGUGCAGCAUACUGCAGGAGAAGAAGAUGUGGAACGGCGAGAACGCCAGCAACCGCCAGUCGGCCGGCGGCUGCAAGGACCGCUGCCUCGUGUGCAGCGUGUGCAACAAGUUCUCCUCGAAGAAGGUGAACGUGAUGCAGCACCUGCUGGCGAACCACAACGCCGGCAACGAGCUGCUUGGCGGGGCCGAGCUCUCCCCGGCCGUGCCGUCGCUGUCGCGCAAACCGUUCGACUAUCUGCGCACGCUGGCGGAGGCCCGCUGCGCCCAAAAUCUGCGGCUCAUCGAGAAGGUCACCUUCAUGAGCGACUCGUUCGCGCUGAAGGAAAACUGCAACGACCUGAAGCACGGCAACCUGGCGGAGAUGCUGGAGCAGUACGCGGCCCGGCAGGAUGCGGGCGACGGCUUUACUGCCGCCCGUUCGCCGCCGCUCGAGAAGCAGCAGCAGCAGCAGCAACACUCGCCGACCCUGUCCUGUCCGCUGUGUGCGGAGGCGUUCCUCGACCAAGCGACGGUCGAGACGCACGUGCUGCGCGUCCACAACAUCAAGAUGGACGGGCUGAACCGGCUGCUGAAGCUGGUCGAUACCUCGCAAUUUUUGAAAACGACCAACGGCAAACAGCAGCCGCCGCCGCCCGGCAGCAACAGCAGCAGCCCAGUGGACAAGCCAGGGUCGCCCCAUUCGCCGCAGCAGGGCGGCAAGGAGGGCUCGGUGUCGCCCGGGGGAGGCACACCGAGCAUCCGCUGCUCCUACUGCAAGGCGCCGUUCGACACGAUGGUCGACCUGAAGAUACACUGCAACGAGAGCAGCCACUUCCGGCGCAGCGCCGACUCGGACGAUCUCGCCUGCUUCCUGCACGACUGCAAGGACGCGUUCGACAACCUGGCCGAUCUGAACCAGCACUUCAAGGCGAGCCAUCUGAACUUCCUCAUCUCGGAGCACCACACGUACCGGUACCGGUGCAAGCAGUGCCCGUUCGCGUUCAAGACGCACGAGAAGCUGAGCCGGCACCUGUUCUACCACUCGCUGCGGGAGUCGACCAAGUGCUUCUACUGCGACCACCACUUCAAGAACAUCCACUCGCUGACGGCGCACAUCGCGGAGAAGCACCCGCAGGAGGCGCUGCAGUCGGGCAAACCGUCGCCGCCGGGGAUCGCCUCGCCCGACGCGUCCAUCCUGUUCUUCAAGGAUCUCAAGCGCAAGAUGCUCAACAGCCAGCAGCAGCAGCAGCGGAAUGGGUUGAGUCCGCGGUCGGAUCGGUCGGGCGGGCGGGAUGCGCGGGACAGCGUGGACGAGGAUCGGCUGAGCGAGAAGUCGGUGAGCUCGAAGAGCAGCAGCUUCUACUACGACAAGAGCCUGGACGGAAGCGGCACGUCGGAGGGUCGUUACACCUGCACCGACUGUCAGUUCAGCUUUACGGAUUCUGGGGCACUGGAGCGCCAUCUUGCGACGGCCUGUCAUAUGCCGCGCGACGACAAAGCGUCACCGGACUCGCUCGCUGCCUCGCUGAUGUCGUCCCUCGCCAAGCAUCAUCAGCAGCAGCAACAGCAGCAGCAACAGCAGCAGCAGCAGCAACACCAACAGCAGCAACAGUCCCAACACCAGCAGCAGCAGCAGCUGUCGACGUCCUCCUCCUCCUCCUCCUCCGGCCAGAUGAGCUCGCUGUUCUACGACAUCAAGUCGGAGAAGUUCACCAACCCGAACCGGCCGUUCAAGUGCACGAUCUGCAUGGAAAGCUUCACGCAGAAGAACAUCCUGCUGGUGCACUACAACAGCGUCUCCCACCUGAACAAGCUGAAGAAGCUGAAGGCGGAGAAGGGCUUCGCGCAGAUGUUUACCGGCUCGCUGCUCAGUGCGGACAUUGGCGGGGGUGAGGGCUGUCCCGAUCGGGGCAAGAACUCGCCCUCCCCGACCGUGCCGUUCGGCGAGAAGGCAGCCACACCCUUCACGAUGCCCGCCUUCGCCGAGGGAUGCGGUGGCGGCGAAAAGCGCAAGGAGGUGGGCGACGAGAAGGAGUCGGCGCGCAAGAAGUUCAAGUGCGACAUCUGCAACGUGGCGUACACGCAGGGCAGCACGCUGGACAUCCACAUGCGCAGCGUGCUGCACCAGACGCGGGCCUGUCGUAUGCAGGAGCGUAGUCUGUUCGCCGUCCAGCCGGCAGGGACGCCGCAGCAGCAGCAACCUUCGCCCCAGGGCGGCGACAGCAAGAAGAAGAGCGAGUUCCCACUGAUCCAUCCCAUCCCGGAAAGCCACGACCAGUCGCCGAACAUGCUGGACGAAGUUUCGUCGUUGCGCAAGCUCAAGUCUCCUUCGGAGCAGAUACAGCAGCAGCAGCAGCAGCAACAGCAGCAGCAGCAGCAGCAGCAGCAGCAACUGCACCAGCAGCAGGCACUCGGCCCACUGUUCUGCGGGGUGCCCGUCGGCGGCCCCGACAAGCCGGAAAUCUGCGUGUGCGAAUGCUGCUACCAGGUGUUCCCGGGUAAGCUGAUGCUCGAGACGCACCUCGAGCUGAGCCCGGAGUGUCUGGCGCACCGCAAGAAGCUGCUCGAGGCAGCCGCCGGCCUGCCGACCGAUCCGGCCGGCCCGCUGGGCUUCCCGGGCGAUGGCGUAGGCUUCCCGCACCACCACCAGGCACUGAGCGAGCUGGCCAAGGUCAACCAGGGCGGCGGUGGGUUCGAUCUGGGAGCGCCGGGCGACGCAGCCGCCCUGCUCGGCGCCAAGGGGCUCGUGCCGGCGAUGGAUCCAGCCGCCACGGCCGCCGCAGCAGCCGCCGCCGCCAACCUGAUGGAUCCGAGCUUCCUCAAGAACGCAUCGCUGCUCCAGUUUGCCGCCUCCGAUCCAACCAACAAGCUCAAUCCGAACGCGCUGAACGUGCUGAACUUCAUGCACUUCCACCAUCUGAUGUCGCUGAGCUAUCUGAAUCUGGCGCCGCAGCUAAGCUUCGGCGGCGUGCCACCGAAAGUCGACCCGACCAAGCCGGACGGUUCGCCCGGCGGUGGCGGUGAUCCCGUAGGCGGCAAGGCUGGCAAGACAGCGUCGGGCGGCUCCGUCGUACUGCCGCCGGUCAGCUUGAACGGCAAGCCGCUCGAUCUGAACCUGCUGCCGCACGGGCUGGACCCGAAGCUGGCCGCCCAGUCGCCGCAGCAGCUCGCCCAGGUACAGUCCACGCUGGGGCAGCAGCAGCAGCAGCAGCAGCAGCAGCAGCAACCGUGCACGCAGAAGCGGGCCCGCACCCGCAUCACGGACGAGCAGCUGCGCAUCCUGCGCUCCCACUUCGACAUCAACAACUCGCCGAGCGAGGAGAGCAUCCAGGAGAUGUCGCUGAAGGCGAACCUGCCGCAGAAGGUGGUGAAGCACUGGUUCCGCAACACGCUGUUCAAGGAGCGGCAGCGCAACAAGGACAGCCCGUACAACUUCAGCAUCCCACCGUCGACGAAGCUGAACGUGGAGGAGUACGAGCGGACGGGCGAGGCGAAGGUGACCGACCUGGAGACGGCAUCGUUCAAGGCGUCCGACGUGGGCGGGUCGCUGUCGCAGGACAACUCCUGCUCGCAGGGCUCGACCGACAUGAGCAAAGCGUUGAACGAGGCGAUGAAGCAGAACCUGUCCAAGUCGCUGCUCGAGUCGCUCAGCAAGCAUCAGUCGGCGACGGGGCAGGAUUUGGUCGGGGCCGCCGCUGCCUUCCACCUGAACAAGAGCCUCUUUCCGGACAGCUUCGGCGCAGGUGUUGUGGGUGGCGGCGUCGGAGUAGGAGGCGGUGGUGUGGGCGGUGGCGGUGGUGGUGUCGUCGGUGGGCCGGACUUUUCCGGCCCCGACACGGUGGGCGUAGUGUCGGACUACUUCCAGCGGGCGGCCGCCGACGCCCUGGCCGGGGGCCCCCUUGGGAGUCCUCUGUCGAUGGGGGGCGGUAACGGCGGCUCGUUGACGGCUGGAAAUGGUGGCAGCGGUGGCGGCGGCGGCACAGGCGGCGGUGGCGGUGGUGGAGGCAACGUCGGUGGCAAGAAGAAGAAGAUCAAGUCGGAAUCGUCCAACGACAGCCCGACGCCGGCCGACCUGCAGCUCGACUCGUCCAACUCUAGCCCGAUGCCGAUGCGGCCGCCGAGCGCGAUCUCGCUCAAGAAGCACAUGGCCACGCCGCCGUCGCUCGUGGGCGUCGGGGACGAGAUGAAGAUACCGAGCCCGAUCGAGAGCCCGGUCAUCUCGCCGCCCGGCUCGAUGGGGCUGCACGCGCUGCCCCCGCAGACGCAGCCGAUCACCUGCUCGAACGGCAAGCGGGCCAACCGGACGCGCUUCACCGACUACCAGAUCAAGGUGCUGCAGGAGUUCUUUGAGAACAACUCCUACCCGAAGGACAGCGACCUGGAGUACUUGAGCAAGCUGCUGAUGCUGUCGCCCCGCGUCAUCGUCGUCUGGUUCCAGAACGCUCGCCAGAAGCAGCGCAAAAUCUACGAAAACCAGCCGAACCCGACGUUCGAGUCGGACGAGAAGAAGGCGAUCAACAUCAACUACACGUGCAAGAAGUGCAACCUGGUGUUCCAGCGGUACUACGAGCUGAUCCGGCACCAGAAGAACCACUGCUUCAAGGAGGAGAGCAACAAGCGGUCGGCCAAGGCGCAGCUGGCCGCCGCCCAGAUCGCCCACUCCUUCACCAGCGGCAGCGAGGACUCGGACUCGAGCCUGGACGUCAGCCGGCGCGAGUUUCAGCCGCGCGAGAACGACUGCCCUUUCUAGGAGCCGUGGGGCGGCUGGCGGGCCCCGGCCAGCAUGCAGCACUAAGGGGCAGCAUGCCGCGCGCCGUGGCGUCCCUUAAGCCUCCCCCUUUUACUUACCCCGCCUUCCCCUUCAUUCCGCGCUGUUUUAGGGUUUGUGAACCCUUACCGAGGGUAAUAUUGCUUCCAGUGUCCUCCCCCAUUUCCCUCAAAAGCUCCUAAAAUUGUUCCUUUCUUGCCCCAAUAUGCUCCCCUCUCUCUCUUUCCAUCACUGUAUCCUCGUUGAAGAAACAGAAAAAAAAACACCUCGCACCUCUCGCGGCGUGGCCGGCGGCUAGUCUUUUUUUUAUUUGAUUGCUCCCUUUUGCAAAUCUUUUCCAGUUUUAUUUUUACUUUAUUUUUGAUCAAUGCUCUCCGUUGCUUUAGGUUCCUUUUUUUUGCUCUUUUGUUUACUUUUUUGCCGCACCGCCGUCGAGAUCGUUUUUUUGUUUUUCGUUAACUUAUAUCGUUAGGAUUUUAGCUUCAUUUUCUUUCCUUUUUUUGGUUAGUUUUGUCAAGCUUUUCUAAAAAAAAACAAAACGAAAAAUCAAACUCGUCACCACACCUAGCAAGGAUUAGACUUAAUGUGCCGUCAUUUUUUUUUUUUUUUGUGAGCCAAGCCAAUGGGAAAACUAACAAAACGCUCCAUAUUCCCUCUGUCCCGGGCUCCACGUCCUGCCCCGUUGCCCACCAAAACCGGGCGGAGCAGAACGGGCCUGUGGCAAACACGGGGAGGGAACCACCCGCCAUUGAAGCAUCGCGCGUUUCAAUAACUGUAAUCGAUUGAUGUGUUAACUUGCUCCUCGCCUUGAUUUGCUAGUGAAUGAAAAGUCGUUAUUUUUGUUUUAUGUGUUUUUUUUUGCGUAAACGAAGAAGAGAAGAAAACAAACAAAUCAUAUAAUUUAUAGGUGAUCGUUCUUGCAUCGUUCAUUUUUGUACUAGAUUUUUUUGUUUCUACCUAUUAUUAUUCUUGUGUGAGUGAAGGGUUUUCUUUCUUUCCGUUUUCUUCCCGUUCCAUCGCUGAGCGCGAAGAAAACAGAGAAGAGGAAAACGACGACGAAGUAGAAGAAGAAGAAGAAGAAAACACUUGAGUUGUAAAACUUAGAACGAGACAAUGAGUCGAAAAUCCCCGCAUCAAAUGUAAUGUGAAAGUUCCUAAAACAAAAGAUCGCAAAUAUUAAGAAUUUAGUUAGAAGAAGAAGAAGAAAAAAAAGAGGAAACUAAGAAACAAA